Molecule: messenger RNA, 3518 nt
Organism: Myxocyprinus asiaticus (Chinese sucker)
Lineage: Eukaryota; Metazoa; Chordata; Actinopteri; Cypriniformes; Catostomidae
Product: protein Tob2-like
Exons: 2
Coding region: 495-1679 (394 amino acids)
Biological process (GO): regulation of gene expression
Cellular component (GO): nucleus; cytoplasm
Molecular function (GO): transcription corepressor activity
Source: RefSeq, a predicted model, not a curated record
UUCCAUGGGCGCGUGCGGGAGCGAGGGUGCGUCACACAAUUUAAUUAAACAGCAAAAAAAUAUUAAAAUAAACAUGAAAGUGCGUUUCAGUCAAGCGCACCGGUUCUCUGUGAAGGAUUUCUUCAACUUUGCCACCAUGCAAUAUUCUCGCUACUCAUGCAAUUAAUGGGAAUUAUAAAAGCAAGCUUUUGGAUCAGGGCAUUGGAGAAGUUGUAUCUUGGAGAACUAUUUCCACACUGCAAGCCCAGGCAUCACAUAUGUCAAGGCUGAUUCUGGUCGCUGGCCUGUUCAGAUGGACUUCAAGCUGUUGAUAGGGUGAAGAUUUUUAAAGAUCAACUGGUCUCUGACAAUAAUAAAGCAAUUUUUGAUCAAAGAACCAAAAUCGGAGGCCCUUUCUUUUAAAAUUGAAAACAAGCCAGAGACUAUUGAAAACGUUCACCUUAAACUUUGCAAGAGAUGUUGAGACUGUCAUAGGCAAAAUUCAAGACGUAAUCAUGCAUCUGGAGGUUAAGGUUGCGUUGAACUUCAUUGUCUCAUACUUGUACAACAAGCUUCCGCGCCGGAGGGCAGAUCUGUUUGGUGAGGAGUUAGAGCGUAUACUAGUGUCCCGUUUUGAAGGACACUGGUAUCCAGAGGUACCUUUACGUGGUUCUGCCUUCCGCUGCCUUAACCUGGGGGGUCAUAGGGACCCGGUGGUGGAACUAGCAGCCAAGAGGAGCGGUCUGGACACCGAAGAAGUCCAUGCUAAUGUUCCCCCUGAGCUCAGCAUUUGGAUCGACCCUUAUGAAGUGUCCUACCAGAUUGGGGAGAAGGGUGCAGUGAAAGUUCUCUACAUACAGGACUCGCCAGGUUUAGGGGGUGAUAGUGAAAUGUCUGAUGGUGCGAGUGCACCCUAUAAAGGAGACGUGGAGUUCGAGGAAUUGAAAAGUAUGGGCUUUAACCCAGAGGCUCAGGUGUUUGUGCCCAUCGGUGGCCAGGUGUCGCCAGUCUUGCUACCGUCACACCCCAGCUCACCGACCCCAAUCUCUACCUCAUCUUGCCAGGGGCUGUUUGGUUAUGCUGCCCCCAGCCCUCCCACCAAUCUCAGUGCUCAUUCCUCCAACCCUUCCACCCCGUCGCCACCCAGUGCAGCGCUCGUGUACCCACACCCUGCAGCUCCACCCAGCUCCUGCCCCGCCCCUCAGGUAUUAACCUUCACCACAGCCAGCUUUGCCGCAACAAAAUUUGGCUCUACGAAGAUGAAGAAGAGCGGCAACUCUGGAAAUUCUGCAGGUUCUGGUGUAGUUGUCACUCCGCAACAAAGGUCGAUUACACGCUCCCCCAACAACAUCUCCCCGCCAGGGCUGGUCAAGCACAAACCCCUUUCCAUAUCCAUGCACUCCCUGGUUAACCCCAUCCCUAGUCAACUGUCUCCCAAUGCCAAAGAGUUUGUGUUUCCCACUUCCCAGAGGCCCCUCUACUUUGAAGCAGAAGUUCUGCCUAUGACCCCACUCCAGGCUCUGCCCACACAUGCCUCCUUUGAUCCAUUCUCCAGCCCACCACCAGGCCAGUCUGUGAGAAUCAUUGGUGGCACCGGUGGGAUUUCCUUUAUGGAUAAACCUCCAUUUGUGGAAGGGCUUGGAGGAUACAAUUUGCAGUAUUCUGGCCAGGCUUUCCAGCCUGUUGUGUUGGCCAACUAAAGAGUCUCAGACUUGAAGAUCCCAAUGCUGAAACACUUUCCUUUUAGGACCUUUUUUCCCCUCCCCACAGAUUAUUGUUACUACUACCAUAGUGAAAAAUUAUUACGACUACUUAUUGAGUAUUACUUGUGAUUGUUGCUUUUCCAUUUGUAAUUUUUUGUUCCAUGAUGUUAUUACUUUCUAAACUUUGAGUAACCAGCCUCCUGUUGCACAGGUGUUUGUUGUUUUCAUUGAUUCUUGAUUGGGGUGUCCAUUGCCCAAAUCUUUGUCUCCAUAAUCUGAUGCUCUAUGCUUUCUAAAUGCUAAUGAUUUGGCAGACUCUGGAUAAAAGCUAAUAUUCUUUCAGGAGAUUCUAGGAAGCUAGAUGCGUAUAAGGGAAUAGUGCUGAUGUUCAGAAAGAUGAUUCUGGAAAGAAUGAAUAUUCUGUAAGGCUAAAAUUACAGCCCCAUUAACAGUCUGGUCACACCUAAGUGGUCAUAAUUAAGGAUCUAUGGUAAUUUUAUGACACGUUCUCCGAACCAAUGCCAGUCACAUGCUCUUGAGCUGAUGAUUAAGAGGGAGCUCAUGCUUGCUGCAUGCAGUUCGUUUGGGCUUUGAAUGCACUUUUUUGUUAACCUUGAGACAGCUUUUCAGUGUGAAUAAACGGAGCCAAAUUCUAAUGAAACCAACCAGUGUUUAAACCUGACAUUUCUCACGUCAUUGUGGUGCAGAGUUGGAUUGAGGAUUGAUGUUCAACGUUUUCAUUCUCACAAAUCUUGUAAGUGAAGUUCAGAGGAAGGACACAAGGCAGAAUGAUUUAUGGAGGGUUGUUUGCGAGUCUUAUUGGUUUCCUUCUCUUAUACAUGCUGGUUCUUAAUCGGCAGUGCAUGAAGGUGACUGGGAGGUGCUGGAGAUAUUGAUAAAUGGCUGAAUGUGACUUUGAAGGCAUGGGACAAAACAAGGACUGAAGUGUUGAUGCAGAGAGGAUCAGAUUAGCUUAACAGCACUGAGACCUGUUACAUUGUUCUUUUUACUUUUAAUCCAGAGGUUGUCAACUGUAGUAUGGAGGAGAUUCUACAGUGAAAAUGGCACUUUUUUUUUUUUUUUCUUCUUUAAAGCAAGGACUUUGAAUGUUAUCUCAUAUUCUGACUACACUGGCUGUGUUUUGUGAAGUGCUUGUAUGGUCUCUUUAGAGCACUAGGAUUGAAGCUAGUAUUCUAGAGUCUUCUUGUUGAAGGUAGGAGCCUGUUAUGGUAUCCACUAUGACCUCACUUCCCCCUUGGCAUUUGGUUUUAUCCAGCCGUACGCACUAGACCUUUUGGAAGCUCUCAAUGCCUCACUAGAAAAAAAAGAUGCUAGAUGCUAAAGGUCCUUUACUCUCCCUUUAAUGGCCAAUUAUGUCUGAACUAUAGCUUUGUAAUGUACUGUAGUUUAAAUAUUGUAUUAAAAAUAAAAGUUUAUAAUGGGCUGGUGGUUGGGUGAGACCAUAUGUAUGUCCUAACCUUGCUGUGAUGUCCCUCCCAAACAUUGAAAUGUGAAUGUCACUACAUUUCAAAUUAUAUUGAUUUCAUUUGGGGUGGGUGGGAUUUGGAUUUCUCUAUAAAUGCUAUGACUGAGUGUAUUUUUACAUUUGUUUGUAGUUUAUUUAAAAUUUUUCUAUUUUUUUUCCCCCUCUGUUUUUUCAAAAGAGUUAUCUAUGGUAUUUGUAAAACAAAUGAAGAGAUAUAUACUAUAAUGACAUGAAUGUGUAUAUUUCUUAUGUUUGAGAUCUUUAGUUUCUUACGUGCUGAAGUUAUUUUUUCAGAAAUAACGAUAUGAAUAUAAAUAUAUAUGCAAGAUGAAAUGACUAAUAAAAUGUUU